CCUUGGGAAAACGUCCCGAUUUCGGCCGCCCCAGCCGCUAUAAAACCCCUCCCGGCAGCGCUCCGGCAGCGCCGGCUUCCCUCCGGCUGGGGCAUCCCCGGCGGCGGCGGGCACUGACCCGGGGUGGCCUUGGCACCGCUCCGAUCCUGACCCGGCAGCUCCGCAGCUGCGCUUCUCCCGGCUCCCAUCGCCCGGCUGCAGCUGCCCAGGAGACAGAAAGGGCCACCGAGAGCCAGAACGGGCCACCGAGAGCCACCUCUGCUCCCUCCCUCCACCCUGCGCUUCUCCUGACUCUCAUCGCCCGGCUGCAGCUCCCCGGAGACAGAAAGGACCCCCGAGGAGCCAGAACGGGCGACCCAGCGCCAGAAAGGGCCACCGAGAGCCAGAAAGGGCCACCAAGAACCAGAAAGGAUCCCCAGGGGCCACCUCUGCUCCCACCCCCUCACCCUGCGCUCUGCUGCAGGUCCCGAAGAACCAGAAAGAACCGCCGAGAGCCGCCGCCCGUGCACCCUGCCCUCCUCCCGGCUCCCGUCGCUCUGCUGCACUUCCCGAAGAGACAAAAAGGACCCCCGGGAGCCAGAAAGGACCCCCGGGAGCCAGAAAGGACCACCCGGAGCCAGAAAGGACCCCCGAAGAGCCAGAAAGGACCCCCGAAGAGCCAGAAAGGACCACCGAGAGCCACCUCUGCUCCCGCCCCGCAUCCCUGCGGCUUCCCGGGGGUGAAGAUGAGUGCUGAAGAGAUUCUGGUGCAUGCAGUAGAACUUGGAAAAAAUUUCUGCCUCUAUUUUGAAGACGACGAUGAGCUGGAGUGUGAUGCCCUGUGCAAGGAAAAGACUUUGCACCGAGUGCUGAGGAACGUGAACAGCCAGCUGCUGGUGGUGCGCCCCGACCUGAACGUGGCAGCCUUUGAGGACGUGACAGACCAGGAGAUGCAAUCUGGCAAAGGGAUGCAUUUCAGCAUUCACUGCUACAAAACCACCACGCCCUUAGCUGGGCUGCCCGUGGCCUUCAGUGUCCAAGUGGAAAACAAGAGUUAUUACAUGUGCUGUGAGAGGGAAUGUGGAAAAGUGAUCGUCAGGUUCAAGGAAGGAGAAGUUCCCAAAGAACUUCCUGGUGAAAGCAACAUCAUCUUUUUCAAAAAGACAUUUACAUCUUGCUGCUCCCAAGCAUUUAAGUUUGAAUACUCCAUGGAACGAGGAAUGUUCUUGGCCUUUGAGGAAGAAGGGUACUUGAGAAAAUUAAUCCUUAAGAAACUGUCAGAAGAUGAAGUGGAUGAAACCAUGAAGAUGAGUUUAUGUAAGUUCAGUCAGAAUGAAAAUCACAGCCUAUGAUGGAACACUUCAACAGUUUUAAAAUAGUUUGUUUUUUUAUAGAAAAAAAACCUUAGUCUUUCUUUAUCGUAAACAAGUCAGUUUUAUGUUUUAACUACUGUCAGUAGUCGUUAAAAAAAAUAAAUGCAAGUUUUUGGCAAAAGGCCAGGCAUGUUUUCCAGUCAGACAGAAGAUAACUACACACUGAAGAAACAAUAAUGUCAGUGCAGACCUGCAGAAUUUGAUCCCUAAAAUCUUUAAUGCCUAAAUCCCUAAAAUCUUUAAUGUCAACCCAACAGCUUUUGCAUUAGGUUUGGACUUCUACAUUGCCAAACCUCUCAGACAAUUAAUUCCUCACCCAAGCAGCUUAAACAGCACAUCCAGCUGCAUCCUGUGUGAGGAAACCUCAGACGCUUCCAUGAGAGACCCUCAGCUUGCCCACAGGGACUUCCCCAUGACUCACCAUCUGCCUGCUCCUCCUCCUGGCACUAAAGUAACACAUGCUGGCAUUUAAACCAGACCACAGCUCCAU
Molecule: messenger RNA, 1842 nt
Organism: Camarhynchus parvulus
Lineage: Eukaryota; Metazoa; Chordata; Aves; Passeriformes; Thraupidae
Gene: IL18
Product: interleukin 18
Exons: 6
Coding region: 726-1331 (201 amino acids)
Source: RefSeq, a predicted model, not a curated record